AUGUCAACCGACCCCAAAUUCGACGCGCUCCACAAGCAGCUCUUCGACGAGGGCCUCCAGAUGCGCCGCAGCGUCGUCGGAGACGAGUACGUCAACCGCGCGCUCACGAACGGCGCGACGGAGUUCUCGGCGGAAGGCCAGAAGCUCGUGACGGAGUGGUGCUGGGGUUACGCCUGGACGCGCCCGGGCCUGGAGAAGAAGCAGCGCAGCCUCCUCAACAUCGGCAUGCUGAUGGCCCUGAACCGCGCGCCCGAGCUGGCCGUGCACAUCCGCGGCGCGCGCAACAACGGCCUCACCGAGCUGGAGAUCAGGGAGGCCAUCCUGCACUGCACCACGUACUGCGGCGUGCCGGCGGGCAUCGAUGCCAUGAAGACGGCCGAGAAGGUGCUGGACGACAUGGCGGAGAAGGGCGAGAAGGAGAGGGAGUUGGGCGCCAAGGUCUCUUUUUCGUGA
Molecule: messenger RNA, 453 nt
Organism: Drepanopeziza brunnea f. sp. 'multigermtubi' MB_m1
Lineage: Eukaryota; Fungi; Ascomycota; Leotiomycetes; Helotiales; Drepanopezizaceae
Molecular function (GO): peroxiredoxin activity
Source: RefSeq, a predicted model, not a curated record